GGUGCAGUUUCGCAAAUGAGUGUGGUAUUUUUGUUUAAGUUUAAUAAACAGAUUAAACACUCGACGUCAAACAGGCGCCAGUGUUUUGGACAGCUCUGAUUGGCUAGUUCUAGUUUCCGGCUUCAGCGCACUUCAUUUGAAAUUUGUCCGGUGAAAGAAAGGCCCAACCGCCAUUGUUAAAACACGGUUUUCGUGAUGUCGUUAACAGUAAACCCCGGAGAAUAACAUACAGAGGGGAGCAAACCGAAGCGUUUGUAUUUUAAAUCCGUUGUAAAACAGACAUGGCCCAGCGUGUUGCGGUGUCGGACGGGGGAGGCAGGAAGACCUCCAGGGUCCGGGUGGCAGUCCGUCUCCGGCCCUACAUGGACAAGCAGGACGAGAAAGGCGAGGGGCCCUGUGUCAGAGGCCUCGACUCCCAGAACCUGGAGAUAAUCAACUGGAGGAACGCCACGGAAACAGUCAAAUACCAUUUUGAUGCUUUCCAUGGUGAACAAACUACACAGCAAGAAGUUUUCCUCUCAUCUGUGAAGCCCAUUCUGUCCCACAUACUGAACGGACAGAAUGCCAGCGUCUUUGCCUAUGGACCCACAGGAGCUGGUAAGACCCACACCAUGUUGGGCAGUCCAGAGCAGCCGGGGGUGAUUCCCCGGGCCGUUCGUGAGGUCUUCAACUUGGUCAAGACUAAGGACGAUGGAUGGGACUACAGCGUUGGCAUGUCUUACUUGGAAAUCUAUAAUGAGAAGGUGCUAGAUCUGCUAUCGCCGGGCUCUCAGGACCUUCCCAUCCGAGAGGACAAGGACAAGAACAUUCUUAUUCCAGGACUCACAGAAACGCCGCUCUCCUCUUUCUCUGAUUUCGACAGACAUUUUAUCCCUGCUAGCCUCAAUCGCACCACUGCCUCCACCAAGCUGAACCAGCGCUCCAGUCGCAGUCAUGCCAUCCUCCUCAUCAAGGUGGUGCGGACCCAGCUCGCUUUGCCCCACCGCCAGCAGACCGGCAAGCUGUACCUGGUCGAUCUGGCCGGGUCUGAGGACAAUCGGCGCACAGGCAACCAAGGCAUCCGUCUGAAGGAAAGCGGUGCCAUCAACCUGUCUCUUUUCACCCUCAGCAAAGUGGUGGAUUCUCUUAACACUGGUGUCGGUGUUCGCGUGCCAUACAGAGACAGUAAGCUGACACGGCUGCUGCAGGACUCUCUUGGCGGCUCAGCGCACUCGGUCAUGAUCACCAACAUUGCGCCCGAGUACAAGUACUACUUUGAUACCUUCAGUGCACUCAACUUCGCUGCAAAGUCCAAGCUCAUCGUUAACAAGCCCUUCGUCCGUGAAACGGUGACUGUGCCUGCACUGCAAGUGAAGCGGCCCAGAGAGGACCAGACAGGGGAGUCUGCCGCUGAGCCCCAGAAGAAGAGGCAAAAAGAUGUGAAAAAAACAGAGCAGGAAGCUGCCUCACCCCCAGCACACCCACACAGUCCGUCAGAGCUGUCAGUGAUGGACAGGCUCCUAGCUCUGGAGAAGCUGAUGAUGAGCUGCCAGGAGAAAGAUAGACUCAAUAUGCUGAAACAUGUGGCCCAGUCUCGCAAAGAGAUACAGGAACUCAAAGAGAAGCAGAGGGAGUUUGAAAGCAAGGCCAUGCUACUCAAUCGGCUGGCAAGUGAUGGUGUGAUGGGAGAAUCGUCCAGUGCCAGCAAAGAGCCCAUCUUCAAGAAUAACAAUGCUCCUCUGCAAAGGAAGCAGCCCAACAUCAACAAACCCAAAAAACAGCAAGCUGUGGUUCAACCCCUACAGGUGUCCCAGCUCCAGCCUCUUCAGCAGAUUGCAGUUGUCAAAAAACAAUCGGUCUGUGUCAAGAAGAAAGAGAAGAAGCUUUCAGACCAGUUUGAGGAGCCAGAGGGCAAAGAAAACAUCAAGGUGAAUGGUUGGGAGUCCCAGCUUGACACAUCGGUGCUGGAGCAGUCCAGACAGACCAUCCUGCGAAUUCUCAACACAGGCUCCCUCAAGGAGCUGAAGGAGCUGCAGCAGAUCGGCGACAAGAAGGCCAAACUUAUCCUGGGCUGGAGGGAAAUCCAUGGGCAUUUCACAAAGGUGGAAGAUCUGACUAAAAUUGAGGGUAUGACAGAAAAAAGGUUUUCUUCCUUCAUGAAGGCAAACAUUCUGAGUGCCAUGGGGAAGUGAUUUUUUUUUCCUUCAGUUUUUCUCUUUUACACAAAUCACAUUUAUGAGCAACUUUUUAAUGUAAAUAUCUUGUUUAUUAUCUUCGAAAGCUUUUAUUUGCUACUACGUUUGUGGUGUUUUUGUAGUUACGGCUUUGUCCCACCUGAUGGCGUAAUAUUGCUUUUUUUUAAAUAAACAUCUCCUGCUCAAUGUG
Molecule: messenger RNA, 2364 nt
Organism: Myripristis murdjan (pinecone soldierfish)
Lineage: Eukaryota; Metazoa; Chordata; Actinopteri; Holocentriformes; Holocentridae
Gene: kif22
Product: kinesin family member 22
Exons: 13
Coding region: 282-2171 (629 amino acids)
Biological process (GO): microtubule-based movement; DNA repair; spindle elongation
Cellular component (GO): microtubule associated complex
Molecular function (GO): microtubule motor activity; microtubule binding; ATP binding
Source: RefSeq, a predicted model, not a curated record